AUGUAUCUAUUUGGCCUUCUAUUCAUCAAUAACUUUGUCCUCGUCUUCAUCCUAAACCUUCUACUCCUCUCCGCUGACUUCUACUACCUAAAAAAUAUCGCCGGCCGCCGCCUUGUCGGACUCCGCUGGUGGAACGAAGUGAACACCACCAACGGUGAUUCUCACUGGGUAUUCGAAAGUUCAGACCCGAACACCCGGACCAUCAAUGCCACAGAUAAACGGUUCUUUUGGCUCAGUCUAUACGCUACUCCGGCGCUGUGGAUUGGUCUUGCUAUUCUUGCCAUUAUAAGAUUACAGAGUGUCAUUUGGCUAAGCUUGGUUGCAAUUGCGCUCAUCCUUACUCUCACGAAUACAGUGGCGUUUUCGCGAUGUGACCGGUUUAGCCAGGCAUCGACCUUCGCGAGCAGUGCCCUAUCCGGUGGCAUUGCAACUAAUUUUGCUUCAGGGAUGAUAGGAAGGAUUUUCAGAUGA
Histoplasma mississippiense is the source of this 471-nucleotide messenger RNA. RefSeq lists its product as hypothetical. Gene Ontology annotation, cellular component: Golgi membrane. The coding region runs from base 1 to 471 and encodes 156 amino acids. The transcript is spliced from 3 exons. Lineage: Eukaryota; Fungi; Ascomycota; Eurotiomycetes; Onygenales; Ajellomycetaceae. The record is from RefSeq and is a predicted model, not a curated record. Gene Ontology annotation, biological process: vesicle-mediated transport; protein secretion.